Sorghum bicolor (sorghum) is the source of this 895-nucleotide messenger RNA. Its product is annotated as cysteine proteinase inhibitor 4. Bases 139 to 606 code for a protein of 155 amino acids. The record is from RefSeq and is a predicted model, not a curated record. NCBI's taxonomy places the organism in Eukaryota, Viridiplantae, Streptophyta, Magnoliopsida, Poales, Poaceae. The transcript has a single exon. Gene Ontology annotation, molecular function: cysteine-type endopeptidase inhibitor activity.
GCUAUAUAACGGCGAGACCGUAGCACACACUGCGCGGGGUCAUCACAAAGCUGUCACAAACUCAGCAUACACCGACACACCACGCCGCACUACUCGUGAGAAGCAGAGCGGACGAACACGCGGCGCGGACACUGCGAUAUGGAUCCUCGUGCGCUCGGCGCUGGCAUGCUGCUCGCCGUCCUGCUCAUGGCCGCCACCGCGGCGGCGUCCGCGCGCCCCGACGACGACGACGUAGCGGGCAGCGGGGCCGGAGCCGGCGGCAUACGGCAACCGGCGAGCGACGGGUACCGCGGGAGGAAGGUGGGGGCCAGGACGGAGGUGCGGGACGUGGAGAGCGACGGCGAGGUGCAGGAGCUCGGCCGCUUCUCCGUCGCCGAGUACAACCGCCAGCUUAGAGGCGACGGCGGCGGCAGGCUCGAGUUCGGCAGGGUGGUGGCGGCGCAGCGGCAGGUGGUGUCGGGGCUCAAGUACUACCUCCGCGUCGCGGCGGUGGAGGAAGGUGCGCAGAACGCCGGCGGCGAGCGCGCGUUCGACGCCGUCGUCGUUGUCAAGCCCUGGCUCGAGUCGCGCACCCUGCUCACGUUCGCGCCGGCGGCCGCCAAGUAAGCGCGGCGUGCAUCGGUGCAUGUCUAGGUAGUAUAUGUCAGGUCUGCCUUCUCGGAGACCAUGGAGGGUGAAUAAAAGUUUUGCUUGUGUUUUGCAUAAACGUACUAGUACUAGAGAGUGAAGAUGAACUGUACAUGUGCUGCGGCGCAGAUGUUUUUUUGAGGAAGGCUAUUGUACAAAGAGAGUGAGAAUAAAUCGCUGCGCUUCUAUAACUAAGCAGCAGGCUGUUUUGUUCAUCAGAGCUUUCUUCGAAUCAGAAUAAAUGUCAAAGUGAUCAGUUUCGAUUGAA